UGUUACACAUACUAUUCAAUAGAACAACAGCUUGGACCGUGUGCGCAGAAGAAAAUUCUUUUAAUGGACUAUCUAUCGAGAAAAACAACAACAAUGGAAAUCCUUAAGAAAAAUAACAAUUAUUCUUUAAUUAGCCUCAACAUGUCUUUCUGCACAGGAAGUGUUUUCCGCUUGGCCACCAGGAGGCACUGUUCGUGACCGGCAAGGCCGAAAAGGACUCGCCGACCACCGUCGUUGGCGUGUAUGAUGUCGGCAAACUGGAAUACAGCGCACUCCGAGAAUUAGAGGUGAUCUGCAAUACAAACGUAUUGUUUUACGAAGCAGAAGACAGAUCAGUGGUCAUGGAAAUAAACCGGAAGUUGCACAUUUUCGAACUUGAAAUGAUGGACGUCUGUGUCGUGUUUCCGGGUAUUGUCUCGAGAAAGAGAGUCCGCAUCGUAACCAAACGGAAGCAACUCCUGGUGACGUCACGUGGUGGCAAGAACGUGAAACUGUACAACAUCACAAACGGCUGCGUUGACGCCAUAAUAAAAACUGGAUACACAACGGAUAUUAACGAUGUUGUGGUGAAUGAUCCGGGUACGCUGGUCGCAGUGGGCGUGGACGAGGGACCCAUAGUGUUGAUGGACCUUGUCACUUACUCUCGCAUGUAUGAGAUCUCAAACAGCGCCCGGUAUGGUGACUACUUUGCCUCCUACAUGUUGUUUACCAGAGACAGCACGCGCUUGUUGUUCAGCGCAGAUAAAGGCUUGGAAUCAGGCGAGCAGCGUUCAGACGAUGUAGAUCAUCUAUUCUGCUGGGACAUUGAACACAAUAAGGAAAUAUAUGAGCUGUGCGACACAGAGACACAGAUGCAGUACGAGAAAGUUAAAAGCGACGGAAGUACGAGCAUGGAAGGGUGUUAUCUUCUUGACGACAACCAAAUCGUGACCACGUGCUUCGACAAUGUUGUCCGAGUGUACGACGUCAAAUCAGGCAAGCUACUGCACCGGUUGACAGGCCACAAGACGUCGGUGACGUUAGCGCUAAGUGGCGUCACGCCCUACUUCCUGACGUAUGGCUCGCAUGCGGAAGAGAACUGCAUCUUCCUGUGGAACAAAGUCACGUGCUCUCGGGUCGCCACCUUCACGCUGGACGAGCGGGUCAAUACCAUCCACUGGAGCGAUGAUGGAACGUUUUUCUACACUACCAUAAAUGGCGUCUGGGAACAUAAGGUUGCUGAAGUCAUUACGUGGACUAUUCACCAUGGAAACGAACCCACAACGAGGCCUGAGGUUAAAAAAGUCUCCAGAUAUAUUCAAACGAAGCAAACCUGUCCCGUGUGACGAUUAAUGCUCCUGAAAAAGUUGAGAAGGGCUAUCAACCGGAAGUGGGAGAUCCCGACACGGACGAUGAGUUCUUUACUGACCAAGACUAGUUACUUCUAAUUUUACAUUAUUAUUGGCGUCGCUCUGGAGAGCGGCGACUAGUAUGGAAUGCUUUUUUUUCGCUUAUGGGAGGAGAAGUUAUUUUACGGAUUAAUGUAUAUAUUUUUGUUUUAAGAAUAUCUUGCAUAGUGGUGAUUUUUUUGUGUAAAUUAUUGUCAAUAAGUACUGCAUUUGUGCCAAUUACAUUUAUCACAACAUUUAUUGUCAAUAGUGCAAAGCUAAAUGUUUUAAUUGAAAACUUAUCCACAACUGAUCACAGGGGAAAGAUCACAGGGACUGGGCAAAUACGCGAAACUUUCUGGUUUUUUAUACAAACAAAACUGAAUCAAAAUAUAGUUAUUAUGUGUUUUUUCUAAUUUGCUUAUUUAGUGGAGAAUCAAUGUAGUACGAUAUUUGACGACCUAUCGCGCAAGCAAGAUUAUUGGAAGGCGUAGUGUUACGAAAACGUACAAUGUAUUAGUUUAUGAAAAGACAUAUACUAACGAUCGGUAUACACAACUUCACCAAAUAGCAGUAUAUAAAUGAUGUCAGCCAGAUUAGCUCUGUUGGACUGAAGUUGUUUACGCAUCAAUGAUCUAGAGGUCCCCGGUUCAAUCCCGGGUUCCGGCACGAACGGAACAGUUCGACGACUGAAAUUUUUUUUCAGUCAGGUUAAUAAAUUUAAUAAAGCUUUAUUUUAUGUAGACAUUUUAAAAUCCAUUUUACUACAAUUGGACAUUUUUAUUAAAAUUAAUGGAUGCCGCCUGGUGACAACGUUAAUUAGUUUUUUUUACAUCACUUAAAUAUCUUAUAAAAAUUACACGUGUUUUUAUAUUAACAAAUAAAUGCAAACAACACA
Dreissena polymorpha is the source of this 2265-nucleotide messenger RNA. RefSeq lists its product as uncharacterized. NCBI's taxonomy places the organism in Eukaryota, Metazoa, Mollusca, Bivalvia, Myida, Dreissenidae. The coding region runs from base 342 to 1325 and encodes 327 amino acids. The transcript has 9 exons. Gene Ontology annotation, molecular function: protein binding; signaling receptor complex adaptor activity. Gene Ontology annotation, biological process: G protein-coupled receptor signaling pathway. Gene Ontology annotation, cellular component: cytoplasm; heterotrimeric G-protein complex. The record is from RefSeq and is a predicted model, not a curated record.